AUGAAAAUUGGACUUAAUAAUUUAACCGUAUCACAUUUACUGAGAGAUCUUCAGUUCAAACUGGAUAAUACAGAAUUUAAGUAUAAUACUAAUUCCUGUUCUUCAUUUCGUGUGCCUAAAUGUACACGUUGUCGUAAUCAUGGAGUGAUUUCAUCAUUAAAAGGUCAUAAAAAGCACUGUCGUUGGAAAAAUUGUCAUUGUGCUGCUUGUUUACUUGUUGUUGAACGUCAACGUGUUAUGGCUGCACAAGUUGCAUUAAGAAGGCAACAAACAUCACAAUCUCUAAAUUGUUCAAAGAAUAUAAUACCAAAUAAACAAAAGUAUAUUAUUGAAGAUUUAUAUGAAUAUCAAAUUAAAAAUCCUUUAUGCAAGACCAAUAUAUCAACUCUUCAUCAUAAUAACAAACAAAGCAGAUCUUCUAAUGUUGGAACUUCAACAAUUACAUCAAUCAGUAUAGUACCAAAGAAGUAUACGGAUUCGAAAGAUGUUCAUUUUACAAAUUAUAAUCUUGAAAAUAGCAUUGAAUCAUUUAAUGAAAUAAAUAAAACUUUUAUGAUUGAGAAUUCCAUAUUCAAGAAGAUAUCAUCAAAUGAUCUCAUUAAUGGAAUUCCUAUUCAUUUAUCAAUGUUAAAUAACUUUGACAUUCAACAAAAUGAACCAGCUCUUCAUUCAAAUAUGAAUUAUUAUGAAACUCUAUCGAAUGAAAUAAAAUCGGUCAAUGAUGAUAUAAAAGACGUGAAUCUACUAAAAUAUAGAAUGAAUACAUUAGAUACUGUUGAAUUACAAUUAUAUGGUUUAAUAAACUUUUCUAAUAGAUUUCAAAACUCUAUAACAUAUAAUAAUGAUGAGCAGAAGUUUGCUCUUAAUGGAAAUGAUCCAAUCUUCCAGAUGAAAGAAAAUAAGUUGAAUAUACAAGCAAGGCUUUAUGAAUUCGAUGAUAUGCCCAUCAUAAAUGUGACCAAUACAACCAAUCUAUUUGAAAAUACCAAUUGUAUUACUUUAACUAAUAUACAAACUACCGUAAAUAAUGAACAACCAUCAAAUUGUAUUUUAUCAGAUUAUCAACAAGUCACAUUACAUCCCCCAGCAACAACAACAUCAUACUCAUCUCUUAGCAACAAUGUAUGUAAUGACAAAUUCAAUCAUCAUACUAUGAGUAACCCUACAAAUAAUUCUCAAGAUGAAACAGUCUAUCCAUUAAUAAAAUUUUCUGUUUCAAAUAUUCUUAACAAACAUUGA
Messenger RNA from Schistosoma rodhaini, 1239 nucleotides. The record is from the annotation of a GenBank genome assembly. Lineage: Eukaryota; Metazoa; Platyhelminthes; Trematoda; Strigeidida; Schistosomatidae.